Molecule: messenger RNA, 3107 nt
Organism: Vidua macroura (Pin-tailed whydah)
Lineage: Eukaryota; Metazoa; Chordata; Aves; Passeriformes; Viduidae
Gene: HDAC1
Product: histone deacetylase 1
Exons: 14
Coding region: 34-1500 (488 amino acids)
Molecular function (GO): histone deacetylase activity
Source: RefSeq, a predicted model, not a curated record
GGCGGGUCGGGCGCUGUGAGGGGAGGCAGGAAAAUGGCGCUGACGCAGGGCACGAAGCGCAAAGUCUGCUACUACUACGAUGGGGAUGUUGGGAAUUAUUAUUACGGCCAAGGACAUCCCAUGAAACCCCACAGGAUCCGCAUGACCCACAACCUCCUGCUCAACUAUGGGCUCUACAGGAAGAUGGAGAUCUAUCGUCCUCACAAGGCCAAUGCAGAGGAGAUGACCAAGUACCACAGUGAUGAUUACAUCAAAUUCCUGAGGUCCAUCCGCCCUGACAACAUGUCUGAGUACAGCAAGCAGAUGCAAAGAUUUAAUGUUGGGGAGGACUGCCCUGUGUUUGAUGGGCUCUUUGAGUUCUGUCAGCUCUCUGCUGGAGGCUCUGUUGCCAGUGCCGUGAAGCUGAACAAGCAGCAGACAGACAUUGCAGUGAACUGGGCAGGAGGCCUCCACCACGCCAAAAAAUCAGAGGCUUCUGGCUUCUGCUACGUCAACGACAUCGUCCUGGCCAUCCUGGAGCUCCUCAAGUACCACCAGCGGGUGCUGUACAUUGACAUCGACAUCCACCACGGGGAUGGGGUGGAGGAGGCUUUUUACACCACAGACAGGGUCAUGACCGUGUCCUUCCACAAAUACGGCGAAUAUUUCCCAGGAACUGGGGACCUGAGGGACAUCGGGGCAGGCAAAGGGAAGUACUACGCCGUCAAUUACCCGCUGCGCGACGGCAUCGACGACGAGUCCUACGAAGCCAUUUUCAAGCCUGUGAUCUCCAAAGUGAUGGAGACGUUCCAGCCCAGCGCCGUUGUCCUGCAGUGCGGCUCCGAUUCCCUGUCUGGGGACAGGCUGGGCUGCUUCAACCUCACCAUCAAAGGCCAUGCCAAGUGUGUGGAGUUUGUGAAGAGCUUUAACCUGCCCAUGCUGAUGCUGGGAGGAGGGGGGUACACGAUCCGCAACGUGGCUCGCUGCUGGACCUACGAGACUGCUGUGGCUCUGGACACUGAGAUUCCCAAUGAACUUCCAUACAACGACUACUUUGAGUACUUUGGGCCAGACUUCAAGCUCCACAUCAGCCCCUCCAACAUGACCAACCAGAACACCAACGAAUACCUGGAGAAAAUCAAGCAGCGGCUCUUCGAGAACCUGAGGAUGCUGCCUCAUGCUCCCGGGGUCCAGAUGCAGCCAAUUCCUGAGGAUGCUGUCCAGGAAGACAGUGGGGAUGAGGAGGAGGAUGAUCCUGAAAAACGCAUUUCCAUCCGAAAUUCCAACAAGAGAAUAUCCUGUGAUGAGGAAUUCUCCGACUCCGAGGACGAGGGGGAGGGAGGCCGCAAGAACGUCGCCAACUUCAAGAAAGCCAAACGUGUGAAGGCAGAGGAGGAGAAGGAGGAAGAGGAGAAGAAAGAUGAGAAGGAAGAGGAAAAAGCAAAAGAGGAAAAAGCACCAGCAGCAGCAGCAGCAGCAGCAGAACCCAAAGGGGUGAAGGAAGAGACAAAAUCCACCUGAGUGGCUGCAGCUGGCUGGUUGUCACAGGUUUAGCUCCUGGGUUGCCUCCUCCCCACAGGAUUUCUAUUUUAUAUAAGUUUUCUGUAUAUAUUUCUAUAUAAUUGUAUAAAUGACUGGAGAACUGUAAAUUAUUCCUUGCUGCACUCCACUGGGAGCAGGCAGGGGAGGAUUCUGCUGAGCAGCCCAGGUUUGGUGACCAGGGAGUUUCACCCUUUGCCUUCCACUGCCCCUCCUUGGUGUGGCUCUAAAAACACAAAAAUCCCUUCCUCCCCUUCCCUCUCUCCUCUGAAAUAACCUUGGAAAAGAAUAAUUUAAGUAGAAGCAGUGUCUGCAUUUCAGGUUAGGUGGAAAGAUGGCCAUCAAUUCUUGGUUUUCCUCGAUUUUUUUUUUUUUGCUGUUGUUUUUCAUGGGAGAAUUCCCAAACGAAGCCUGGGAGAGACUUUUGUGGUCUUCAGCUGGAUUCCACCACGACAAAAAAAAACAAAAUCCUACCAGCUGGUGCCACUUCUCAGGGUCAAAAUUGUGCAGUUCUUGAACAGAGUUGGCUCCUCCCUGCAGCAAACUUGGGGAAGGAGAUGAAGCAGCUGGAAAAGAAACCUGGAAAGUCUUUUUUUUAAAUUUUUUUUUUUUUUUUUUUUUUGAAAGUGAAUCAACCCCAGAGCCCAGAUCUGGAAAAUGUAAAAUUAAAAUCACCCUCAGGGGGUGGUUCAGUUUUCCAAGAUCUCCUGGAUCCAGGGAGUGUGGCAGCAUUUGAUGCACCUCGAGGGAGGGAAGGGAUGGGAUUUUUACCUGGUUUUUUUGGGGUUUUUUUUACCCCUCUCUGGGUGGGGAGAAAAUUCCUCCCCUUUUGGCUUCAUUUUUCCCCAGAAAUCCCCUCAAAGCCAGCUUUUCUUCACGUGUGUCCCUAAAAAAAAACCAAUUUUCUCCUGAUUUUGAAGCCAAGUUUUCCAGCUGAAUUUCCCUCCCAGGGCCAGUAACUCCCACCCUUUUUAUCCCGCUGCCUUCUGAGGGAACAGCAGAUGGGGCUCUGAGCGUUUUCACAGCUCCUCUCCCUCCUCCCACACAUCCUCACCCUCAAAUCUUUGUGACCUUUUGUACAGCUGAGCUUUUUUGGAGUGGGGGGGGGGGGAAAACAACUUUUGUGUGUGGUGGGGAGGAGAAAUUCAGAUUUUUUUUUUUUAAUUUUUGUUUUUUUUCCAGGCAGUUCCCACUCUCUGCUCUCUUUUCUCAGGGGGAUCCCUCUGGAAUUCCAGAGGUUCUGCACCCUCCCACGGGAGCACUGCUGAGGGUUUCAACUCCAAUAAUGCUGCUAAAACUUCACACAGGUUCUUUUUCAAAGGGUUUAUUUUUUUAACUCAUUGGUUUUUUUUUCCCCCAUCCUCACCUCUUUUUUCCCUCCCCUCACCGUGGAGUUUUUUUAGUCUCUUUGGGGUCUGAGUGAGGUUUUUCACUCUGAUUUUCAGUGUUUUUAUGUGAAGCAAGAGAGAGAUCAGUGUAACUUUGUGUCUGGGGAACGUGGGAGGGAGGGGGAAAAUCUAUUGUGGUUUUUUAAAGAUGCGUUUAUUUUGAAUUUUCAGAACCUUUGUAAUAAAACUGCUCCAUUUCUA